Salvelinus namaycush (lake trout) is the source of this 4102-nucleotide messenger RNA. Its product is annotated as F-actin-monooxygenase mical1-like. The record is from RefSeq and is a predicted model, not a curated record. Lineage: Eukaryota; Metazoa; Chordata; Actinopteri; Salmoniformes; Salmonidae. The transcript is spliced from 25 exons. Bases 122 to 4000 code for a protein of 1292 amino acids. Gene Ontology annotation, molecular function: protein binding; FAD binding.
CAGAUGUCUGUUGCUUAACAAAGAAGAAGGAUACCAGAAAUAUCACAUCUAAAAUGAAGCUGAACAAAGAGUCGUAGUGAACAUCCAAGAAUCUGGAGGCACAGGUUCAGCAUCCACUACCAUGGUGAACCAAGACCCCACCAACCCCUCCCAUGCCCUCUUUGACCAGUUUGUCCAGACCCAGACCUGUAAGGAGGUGCAGCGUACCUUCUCAGAGCUCUGCCACCACCUACAAUUGGACCCCCGGGACUACCAGAGAUUCUACACCAAGCUCAAGGAGAGGCUCAACUACUGGAAGGCCAAAGCCCUCUGGAUCAAGCUGGACAAGCGGGCCCAACACCAAGAUUACCAGCAGGGCAAAGUCUGUGCCAAAACCAAGUGCCUGGUGCUGGGUGCAGGGCCGUGCGGGCUGAGGACAGCCAUAGAGCUGGCUCUGCUGGGGGUUCAGGUGGUGGUACUGGAGAAGAGGGACUCUUUUUCCCGGAAUAACGUACUGCACCUCUGGCCUUACACCAUCUAUGACCUGCGCGGGUUGGCUGCCAAGAAGUUCUACGGCAAAUUCUGCACUGGGGCUCUGGAUCACAUCAGCAUCCGUCAGCUCCAGCUGAUACUACUGAAGGUGUCUCUCCUCCUGGGGGUGGAUGUUAACACUGGGGUGGAAUUCAAAGGCUUUGUGGAGCCCUCAGAAGCCACAGGCUGGAUGGCCAAGCUGUUUCCUGACGAUCACCCUGCUGGGAAGUUCCAGUUUGAUGUCUUCAUCUCUGCAGGAGGAGGACGCUUUGUCCCUGAUGGCUUCAGGUGGAAGGAGCUGCGAGGAAAACUGGCCAUCGGCAUCACAUGUAACUUCAUCAACCAUCACUCAGCAGCCGAGGCCCAGGUGGCAGAGAUCAGUGGUGUGGCCCGCAUCUACAACCAGAAGUUCUUCCAGGACCUGCUCACAGAGAAAGGUAUUGAUCUGGAGAACAUAGUCUACUAUAAAGAUGCCACCCACUACUUUGUCAUGACUGCCAAGAAAAAGAGCCUGUUAAAGAUGGGGGUCAUUAAACAGGACUUCAGCGACGCCAAUCAGCUCCUGGGCCAGGCCAACGUGGACCAGGACGCCUUGUUGCGUUACGCCCACGGCGCUGCCCACUUCUCCACAGGCCACCGGCUGCCCAACAUGCAGUUUGCCCUGAACCACGCUGGCCAGCCUGACGUGGCCAUGUUUGACUUCACCUGUAUGCACCGUGCUGAGAACGCCUCGCUGGUCAGGGAGAGGAAAGGAAAGAAACUACUCAUGGGCCUGGUCGGAGACUGCCUGGUGGAGCCAUUCUGGCCUCUGGGAACAGGUAUUGCCCGUGGGUUUCUGGCUGCCUUCGACACAGCGUGGAUGGUCAGGAGCUGGGGCAAGGGAAAACCCCACCUGGAGGUCAUUGCUGAACGGGAGAGUAUCUACCAGCUCCUGUCCCAGACCACGCCAGAGAACAUCAGUAAAAACUACAGUGCCUUUAGCAUAGACCCGACUACACGCUACCAGCACGUCAACCUCAACUCCAUCAAGGCCAACCAGUUGCAACAUCUGUAUGAUGUUGAAGACCAUAUUGAUUUGGGCCGACCAACCAAGAAGCAGAAAGGCAUGUUGUCUCACCUGCGACAAGAUUCGGUUGGAGCUUUUGAGGAGCUGUUGAAGUGGUGCCAGCAGCACACGGCAGGGUACGACAGGGUGAAGGUGAAGGAUCUGACCCAGUCCUGGAGGUCUGGCCUGGCCUUGUGUGCCCUCAUCAACACCUUCAGACCCCAUCUUAUUGACAUGUCCUCUCUGAAGGAGUCUGAUUCGGUCCACAACAACCAGCUGGCCUUCAGCCUCCUGGAGGAAGAGCUGGGCAUCCCUCCCAUCAUAUCAGCCAGUGACAUGGCCACCAAGGAACAGAUAGAUAAGCUCUCCAUGGUGCUCUACCUCACACAGAUCCACGAUGCCUUCAACGAAAGGACGCCCACUAGAGCAGAACCCCCGAGCCUUCUCCUGACACCGUCCAAGACCCUGUCUUUUCAGGCUGUGUUCUUCCUCAACAAGCUCAAGCACAACUCUCUGCAAAGACGCAAGGAGAGACUGGCAGCCGAGACAGAAGAAAAAGAUAAAAGGAUGAGGAUGGGAGAUGAGGAAGAUCCUGUAGCCCCUCUCGCAGCCCCUGAGGUGACCCCUGACCCUGAACUAAGCCCGACGUCAAUGAACAACGAGGAGUGUUACUUCUGCGGCCAGCGGGUCUAUGUGCUGGAAAGGAUCAGUACUGAGGGCAAGUUCUUCCACCGUAGCUGCUUCACCUGCCAGCAGUGUGGCACCACCCUCAGACUUGGCAGAUAUACCUUUAGCCAGCACACGGGGAAGUUCUACUGUGAUCUGCACUCUGAACAGCUAGAGAUAGAGAACAGGGAACAAUCCCCAUCCGUUAAGGAUAACAUCGGAGAUCACGAGGAGGAGAAAGGUGUGAAUUCAAUCACCAGUGAAGACCCCUCACCUUGUCCCUCUGAGGACGAUGAGUACUAUCUAGACUCAGGUCCUCCUAAACCCAUGGAGCCUCUGCAUCCUCCGAGUCAGGAAGACCCCAGUAGCAAACAACCUAACCCUGUAGAGGAGCCCCCUGUCUCACCAAAACCACCCAUAGACAUUUUCAUAAAGAAAGGGUUUGAGGACUGUGAGGUGGAGGAAGAGGGGAAGGAGGGGGGUGAGGAUGCCCCCUCGGAUCCUCUGACCCCUGUCCCAAAACCUCGCCAAGCUCGCUCGGCCAUCCCAAAUCCUCAGACCUCCCCUCCUGUACCCAAACCACGCACCGUCCUCCUCACCCCAAAAAGGGACACGUCACCAGCCCAUGUAGGGGAGAAGGGGUCCUCCAGGGCAGCAGGAGAGAAAGGGACCCCCAAGGCAGCCCCUGACUCCAGGCCGAAGCCAUCCCUGCGGAAGCUGCAGCUAACCGACGAGGAGAAGAACCACCUAGUCAACUUGAGCUUCAGCCUGGACUCUGACUCGGAGACACCCGGUUCUUCCUCCUGCUCCUCUUCCUCAGCCACAGCAGGGGGUCCCUGCCCACCCAAACCCCCAGGUGCAGACGGCCAGGAGGAGGAGGGCUACUGGAGUGGGGGCCCUGGCGCGGGGGGACACAUACGGGAGCACAGGAACCGCCGCUGCUUCAGGAGGAAAGAGGAACCAGCGGAGGGCCAGGGUCAGCACGCCAGGGUCCGCUCCAAGUUCUCCCCCUGGAACUUGUCCUCCCCUCGGCUGGGGAGGGACCAACGCUUCAGCGUCCUCAACAGCCACCCAGAAGUACACCAUGGCCACAGUGUAUCUGAGGAAGAUGGUGCUGAUGAUGAUGAUGAUGAUGAUGAGGAGGAUGAGUUGGAUAUGUUUGCACCAGAUGGCUUGGAUUUAUAUGAUGAUAAGUUCCAGACCAUCCCUUCAGACCCUGUGGAGGCUGAGAAACUGGAGCUGUUGAAGAUGAGGACAUUGGAUCGACGGGCCAAGACGUGUGAGAUGCAGCGCUUCCACAAAGCACAGUCUAUUCAGAGACGCCUGGAGGAGAUUGAGGUGACGUUUAAAGAGCUGGAGGAUAAAGGUGUGGUGUUGGAGCAGGUACUCCGAGGAGAGGAAGGCAGUGGAGGUUCCCCUGAGAUGAUCGACCAGUGGAUCCAUCUGGUCCAUCAGAAGAACGCCUUGGUCUCUGAGGAGUCAGACCUCAUGGUGGCGUCUCGACAGCUGGAGUUGGAGGAUAAACAGAGCAUGCUGGAGAUGGAGCUCAGACAAUACAUGGAGCUGGAUGACUCUGAGAAGACGGCAGAGCAGCAGGGAGAAGAGGACCGUGUGCUACAGGAGAUGCUGGAGGUGGUUGACAUGAGGAACUCUCUGGUGUCCUUCCUGGACGAGAAGCGACUCAAGGAGAUCGAGAGUGACAAGCAGCAGGCCAUCUCGCUGCUAGAGGCCAAGAGACACUCCACAGCCUCAGCAGGGGCACAGGUGCACUGGGCGUGAGGGUGACACACACACACAUUUAUAUAUAUAUAUAACUGCUAAAAUGAAGGAAACACUUGAGUAAAUGAGGGAUGCAAAGUAUAUUGAAAGCAGGUGCUUCCA